Molecule: messenger RNA, 1935 nt
Organism: Diospyros lotus (date-plum)
Lineage: Eukaryota; Viridiplantae; Streptophyta; Magnoliopsida; Ericales; Ebenaceae
Product: non-specific phospholipase C4-like
Exons: 3
Coding region: 39-1733 (564 amino acids)
Biological process (GO): phospholipid catabolic process
Molecular function (GO): hydrolase activity, acting on ester bonds
Source: RefSeq, a predicted model, not a curated record
GCGCCUUAACCGCUAAUUGAAUUGAGAUUGCAAUCUCAAUGGCGCAAGCAAAAGCAACCCCAAUCUUCUCCCAGCAAGAAAUCCCCACGCUUUCUUCAUUUUCCCUCGAUCCAAACACCUUUAAAACGACACUCCAACCCAUCCCCAAGCCAACAACACUCGCCGCCGUCAUGGCCGCAGAUAUUUCCAAUCGUUAUUUUCCGAUUAAAACGGUGGUGGUGCUAGUCCAAGAGAACCGCUCGUUCGACCACAUGCUCGGCUGGAUGAAGACCCUCAACCCCCACAUCGACGGCGUCACCGGCGCCGAGUCCAACCCCCUCGGCUCCACUCGGCUCUUCUUCGGUCGCCGCUCCGCCUACGUCGACCCGGACCCGGGCCACACCAUCCAAGCCAUCUACGAGCAAGUCUUCGGCCAGCCGUGGAGCCGAGACGAGAAGGAGCGGGAGCGGGAGCCGACAAUGCAAGGCUUCGCGCAGAAUGCGGAGAGGACGGAGAACGGCAUGGCGGACGCGGUGAUGAACGGGUUUGAGCCGGACGCCGUGCCGGUGUACAAGGAUCUGGUGGCAGAGUUCGCGGUGUGCGACCGGUGGUUCGCGGCCGUGCCGGCGUCGACGCAACCAAACAGGUUGUUUGUGCACUCGGCGACGUCGCGUGGCGCCACGAGCAACGACACGAAGCUUCUGGUUGAAGGGUUUCCCCAGAAGACCAUAUUUGAGUCUUUGGAUGAAGCUGGUUAUAGCUUUGGCAUAUAUUAUCAGUACCCUCCUUCCACUCUGUUCUUCAGGAAUCUAAGAAAGCUGAAAUACGUAAAGCACUUUCACCAGUUCGAUCUCCACUUCAAGAAUCACUGCAAAGAGGGGAAGCUUCCAAACUACGUGGUAAUCGAACAGAGAUACUUCGACCUCAAAAUCUUGCCGGGGAACGACGAUCACCCUUCUCACGACGUCUUCGAGGGCCAGAAAUUUGUGAAAGAAGUUUACGAAGCGGUGAGAUCAAGUCCCCAGUGGAACGAGAUCCUGUUCAUCGUUGUCUACGACGAACACGGCGGUUUCUACGACCACGUGCCGACACCGGUGGCAGGAGUUCCGAGUCCGGACGGCGUAGUGGGCCCUGAGCCGUACAACUUCCGGUUUGACCGGCUCGGCGUUCGUGUCCCGGCGAUUCUGAUCUCGCCGUGGAUUGAGGCUGGAACUGUGUUGCAUGGGCCGUCGGGGCCUUUUCCGUCGUCGGAGUUCGAGCAUUCUUCGAUUCCGGCGACUGUUAAGAAGAUUUUCAAGCUGAAAGAGUUCUUGACUAAGAGAGACGCUUGGGCAGGCACUUUUGAAAGCGUUCUCAGCCGAAGCAGCCCAAGAACUGACUGUCCAGUUAAACUGGCGGAACCAGUGAAGCUGAGAGAGGCCGAAGCCGAAGAGAAGGCGAAGCUGACAGAUUUUCAGGCAGUGCUGGUGCAAAUGGCGGCGGCAUUAUGCGGAGACCACCAGAAAGACAGCUAUCCCGACAAGCUGGUGGAGAAGAUGACCGUUGCAGCGGCGGCUGAAUACGUGAACAAUGCUUUCAAGAAAUUCUUGGACGAAUGCGAGAAGAAAUCCCGGGAAAGCAGCGGGGCAGAUGACGAAUCCCAGAUUUGUGUUCCUCCUGCAGGCCGAGACGACGCAGCAAAAGCAAAAUCUAAUAACAAGUCCUUUGCUUCCAAGUUGUUUUCCUGUAUGAUUUGUAGCCCUUCCAAUAAUUAAGCUUCAUGCAGAUGAUCAAGAAGUCGUGGGUGGGAUCCAUCCAUAAGCUUCAUUUUGUGUAUGCAAUGAUGUGGGGAUUAAUUUGCUUCAUUUGUUUAUGUCUAAUGUUGAUUGAUCGAUGCAUGACGUUUAUGAUGAAAUGUAUUCAUUCCAAUUAGUCAUAUUCUUAUGAAUAAGAACCAAAUUUGAUAACAUUUAUAUA